Messenger RNA from Dibothriocephalus latus, 1983 nucleotides. NCBI's taxonomy places the organism in Eukaryota, Metazoa, Platyhelminthes, Cestoda, Diphyllobothriidea, Diphyllobothriidae. The record is from the annotation of a GenBank genome assembly.
AUGAAUAAAAAGCUGUACGUCCGACUGUCGGAGCAAGGCUACUGCAAUGUGGACUGUCGAUCGGAGAGAGGCUGUUCCUACUAUUGUCUAGAUCUGCCCAGCUUGUAUACAACUACUCCUGGAGCUUGUGACUGCGUUAAGUGCGAACGUCCCGGAGAGGUCUGUGUUGCCGAGGGUCGAUCCUAUGCCUGCACCUGCCCGGACGGUUAUCAGCGAGCUGAAAACGGAGGGUGUAUCGAACGAGCGGAGCGACGAUUCGGGUAUUCCACAAAGGAUAAGCGAUGCGUUGAAUUCGUGUAUGGUGGCUGUCAAGGCAAUGCAAACAACUUUGAAUCUCUAGAACUGUGUAAAGCAAGAUGCGGCAAUGGUGCUUCCGGAGUCAUGCCUAAAGUGUGCACUAUAACCCUUCUUGUAGACUCGGCCCGUAGCACUAUCUGCAGCCUUCCUCUGCGCACAGGACCAUGUCGUGAAACCAAUACACGCUACGGUUAUUAUGGUCCAAUGAAAAAGUGUGUGCGCUUUAAUUACGGUGGCUGUGGAGGCAAUCGGAAUAACUUCUUGACUGAAGAAGAGUGUCAGAAAGCCUGCAUCAGCGAUGCCGCAAUGUUCGUUGUGGGAGAAACGCUCGCUGUGUGGACGGAAGGUGCAUAUGUGAAGACGGCUACGAAGGUGAUGCCGAACGCGAGUGCAGAAGAACCGAGUCAGCUGACAGAUGCCGCAAUGUCCAUUGUGGGAGAAACGCUCGCUGUGAAGACGGAAGGUGCAUAUGUGAAGACGGUUACGAAGGUGAUGCUGAGCGCGAAUGCAGAAGAAAAGAAUCAACAGACCCUUGUCGUGACGUCCGAUGUGGUCAGAACGCCCGAUGCGAGGCUGGCAGAUGCGUUUGUGAGCAAGGCUAUGAAGGCGAUGCUGAGCGCGGCUGCCGACCAGUCCAAUCAGGUUUCGUUUGUUCUAUGCCUUCAUCCUCUUCGUCUUCUUCCUAUUGCAGUUGGAGUUGCAAGCAGUGGCAAUUUAUGUGAGUUGCCAUUGGAAACUGGACCCUGCCGUGCUUUCAUUCGCCGUUACGGAUUUAAUCCCCAGACCGGACACUGUCAACUCUUUACAUACGGUGGUUGUGCUGGUAAUGCAAACAACUUUGAGACCGAAGAGGAAUGCAUGGCUCGAUGUGGAGGUGCAGGAUCAGGUAGAUUAUGGAUCUUCUUGUUGGUUUCUCGUUAUACAUUUGAUAAUGCCGCAGCUAGGUGGGAUUUGCAGCUGGAAUGGAUUAUGGGUGGAGGCAGCGGCAAUUUGUGUGAGCUGCCAUUAGAGACUGGACCCUGCCGUGCUUUCAUUCGUCGUUACGGAUUUAAUCCCCAGACGGGACGCUGUCAACUCUUUACAUACGGUGGCUGUCCUGGUAAUGCAAACAACUUUGAGACCGAAGAGGAAUGUAUGGCUCGAUGUGGAGGUGCAGGAUCAGGUAGGCAGACCCUUGUCGCGACGUCCGAUGUGGUCAGAACGCCCGGUGCGAGGCUGGAAGAUGCGUUUGUAAACAAGGCUAUGAAGGCGAUGCUGAGCGCGGCUGCCGACCAGUUCAAUCAGGUCUUCAUGCUUCUGGCUGACUCUUCCGUAGACAUUGAAACUCACUGUCAUGUUAUUUGUGAUUGUGCAGGUGGAAGGAGUGGCAAUUUGUGUGAGCAGCCAUUGGAAACUGGACCGUGUCGGGCUUUUAUUCGACGUUACGGAUUUAAUCCCCAGACGGGACGCUGUCAAUUCUUUACAUACGGUGGCUGUGCUGGUAAUGCAAACAACUUUGAGACCGAAGCGGAAUGUAUGGCUCGAUGUGAAGGCGCAGGAUCAGGUAGGGUGGAGGUGGAGGUGGAGGGAGUGGCAAUUUGUGUGAUCUGCCAUUGGAAACUGGACCGUGUCGUUCUCACCGUCGCCGUUACGGAUUUAAUCCCCAUACUGGACGCUGCCACCUCUUUACAUACGGUGGCUGUGCUG